CACAAAUGCAUGAGGAGCAGACAAAAGGAGAAGUGAAAGUUGCAAAUAAAUGAGAGUACAUAUCAUAUCAGUCACAUCAUCCUUCAAGCCACACUUGGCUUGAGAAACAGCGUGGAAGAAAAAGAAAAUCCAGCACAAGACAGCUGGGGCACCUUGACCUAUAGAGUUGCGUCAGCGACCGGCCAUGGGAUGACAUUUGGCCAAGAUGAGUGAUGAGCCGUUGUUGGAGGAGAAGCUGAUCAAGCGAUCGCAGCAGAAGAGGAGGAUGUCGCCGCUCAACUUCAAGGAGAGGCUGUUUGUCCUGACCAAGAACAGCCUCAGCUACUACGACGGCAGGGCGGAGAAAAAGUUCCAAAGAGGCUGCAUCGAGCUGAGUUGCAUCCGAUGUGUGGAGGUGGUCAAGGACGAGGUUGGGCUCAACCCCUGCCAGAACAAAUAUCCUUUCCAGGUGGUGCACAGCACCAACACGCUGUACGUGUUCACGCCAAGCCACGACAGCAGGAGCGUCUGGGUCCAGCGAAUCAAAGAGGAGAUCCGAGACAACCUGGAGAUCCUGACCAAGUUUCACCCGCGGUUCUGGUGGGAGGGCGAGUGGCUGUGCUGUGGUCAGGUGGAGAAGCAAGCCCCCGGCUGUGAGGAGUACAACCCGUUUGGAAAUACUUCCAGGAAACCGUUACCCCCGAUUCCCGCUGAGGACGGCACAUAUGGAAGGCACCCGCAACCUCUCCUCCCCGAGGUGUGCGACGACGACUACGCUGAAGACACGGUGGUGGCGCUUUAUGACUUUGCCGGCAGCGAGCCGCACGACCUGAGUCUUGUCAAAGGAGACGAAUACGUCAUCGUGGAGCGUUGUGACGUCAACUGGUACAAAGCACGCAACCAAGACGGGGAUGAAGGCUACAUCCCGAGUAACUACGUCACUGAGAAGAAAUCUGGCAACCUGGCGCAGUUUGCCUGGUACAGCAAACAUGUCAACCGGAACAAGGCUGAGGAGCUCCUGCGGAAAGAGGAGAAAGAAGGAGCCUUCAUUGUCAGAGAGUCCAGCACCAGGGGGACUUACACAGUUUCGCUCUACACAAAGUCCGUGGCAGGGAAGGGAGGCGGCGCCAUUAAACAUUACCGAAUCCGGGAGACCAAAGGCUCGCCUAAACAGUUUUACCUGGCGGGGAAACAUAUGUUUCCAUCCAUCGCCGAGCUCAUCACGUACCAUCAACACAACGCGGCAGGGAUGGUCACCAGAUUAAGAUAUCCUGUCGGGAAACAGGACAGGUCGGCUCCGUCCACAGCUGGCUUCAGCUACGAGAAGUGGGAGAUCAACCCCAGUGACCUGACCUUCAUGAAAGAGGUUGGCAGCGGUCAGGCAGGGGUGGUGCGGCUCGGCAUGUGGAGAGCGCAGCAUAAAAUUGCCAUCAAGGCCCUCAAGCCGGGCGCCAUGUAUGAAGAGGACUUCAUCGAGGAGGCCAAGGUCAUGAUGAAGUUGUCCCAUCCCAAGCUGGUGCAGCUGUACGGCGUGUGCAGCCAGCAGCGGCCCAUCUACAUCGUCACCGAGUUCAUGGAGCACGGCUGCUUGCUGGACUUCCUGCGGAGUCGGCGGGGCAGCUUAGGCGCGGCCUCACUGAUGAGCGUCUGCCUGGAUGUGUGCGAGGGCAUGCGGCACUUGGAGAGCAGCUGCUUCAUUCACAGAGAUCUCGGGGCCAGGAACUGCCUGGUGAACGACGCCCUGGUGGUUAAGGUGUCUGACUUCGGCAUGGCCAGGUACAUUUUGGAUGACCAGUACACCUCGUCGUUGGGCUCCAAGUUCCCUGUGAAGUGGUCACCUCCAGAAGUCUUCAACUUCUGCAGAUACAGCAGCAAAUCUGACGUCUGGUCCUAUGGUGUGCUGAUGUGGGAGGCGUUCACUGAAGGCCGCAUGCCGUUUGAGCAAUGUGACAACCACGAGGUCGUUACCUUGGUAACGAAGGGUCACCGCCUCCCUCGGCCCAAACUUGCCACGGCGACUAUCUAUGACAUCAUGCAGCUGUGCUGGCAGGAGAGACCCGAGGACCGUCCAUCCUUCUCGCAGCUCUGCCUCAUGGUCGCUGAUCUUCUGGAGGGCGAUGUCGCGCUCGCCAACUGACUCGUGCGGCGGCCGUGAGGUGAGCGGUCCGAGACGAAGACUGUGUGUAGCAUGCAAACUAGAUGAUGGUUCUUCUCCCCUGAUUUUUGGGAUAUGAGUGCUGUACGGGUCCACAUACUUCACAUUAAGUUUGGCAGACGAGAAAAAAAGAUGUCUGACCUGUCUGUCAGUGUUAUUGAGAAAAACAACCCAUUUUUCCUUUUUUGUGGCAGAUUUGAACGCAUUAUUAAUAUUUCCAUUCAUACCAAUGAGUAAAACUGAUUUGAGGUGUCAUUGUUCUGCAUAAUGAAUUAAACUUGUGUCUCGAGGCACUGUACUUACUUCUCAAA
This is a messenger RNA of Syngnathus typhle (broad-nosed pipefish), 2445 nucleotides long. It is a transcript of the gene tec, whose product is annotated as tec protein tyrosine kinase. Gene Ontology annotation, molecular function: non-membrane spanning protein tyrosine kinase activity; protein binding; ATP binding. The record is from RefSeq and is a predicted model, not a curated record. Gene Ontology annotation, biological process: T cell receptor signaling pathway; intracellular signal transduction; peptidyl-tyrosine autophosphorylation. NCBI's taxonomy places the organism in Eukaryota, Metazoa, Chordata, Actinopteri, Syngnathiformes, Syngnathidae. Bases 206 to 2116 code for a protein of 636 amino acids. The transcript is spliced from 17 exons.